CUCAAGCCCUCUGGGCUCCGGCGUCGGGGCGAUGGCGCCCGCCCCGCGGCCGCGCCCGUCCGGCCGCCCCGCGCCCGCGAGAACGAAGUGACCGCCCCGCGGCGGGGAGCGGGGCGGCCCUGCCCGCGGCGCGGCGGCAUGGUGCAGCCGCUGAGCUCGUUCUGCUGCGGCUGCCCCCUCGAGAUGGGCGUGAGGAUCACUCUGACGCUCCACCUGCUGUCGUGCCUCUUCUACAUGGCGACGUGUUGGCUCAACGUGGUCGUCGAGGCGCCCACGCUCGGCAGCGACGUGGCGAUGGGGACGCAGGCCUUCAACUGCGGGUUCGCGCUGGCGAGCCUGCCCUUCGUUGUGUCAGGCUUCUCGGGCGUCUUCUACGAGAUAGAGGUCCACCUCAGAGUCUACCUGUACUGGCUCAUCCUCACGGUGUCCAUGGACUCCGUGCUCUAUGCUUACGUGCUCUGCCAGAACUCCUGCGCGAAGAUACCAGUUUUUCUGGAGGACGUCGGGGGCGCAUUCUCUUGCGGAUUCAUGCGGAUGGCGGGUACGCUCAUGCUCGCAUCGUGGCUGGUGCUGAUGGGGUACAAUGCCUUCACCGUGUGGUCCCUCUGCGAGGAGCUCCAGGACAGGAGGACGCCAACUGCCCUCAUGCACCGAUCCUGGCCCGGCCAGCCCUCAGGGCCCGGGGCCGGCGGCUGCACCUGCCUGGCAGGGCCUGGGAGGAGCACCAGGCCCGCGACGCCGCGCUGCCACCUCACGGCGCGCGCCCUCGGAGCUCCUCGGCCCCUUCCCUGAGACUCGAUUUUCACUCCGGGCGUUUGCCUGACGCCCCCUCUCCUCCUUCGUCGUCCUCCUCCCCCUCCUGCUCCUCCUCCUCCUCCUCCUCCUCCAUGCUCCUCCUUCUCCCCUCCUUUUCCUCGUCCUCCUCCCUCCUCCCCCAGACCUCCAAAAAACUCCCUUUCCCCCCCAGGGGCCCGAGCGGGCCCCCGCGCGUCAGGGGCGGCCGGGCAGACUCCUGGCAAGCUGGCCCCCGCCGCGGCGACGCCUCGCCUCGCUCCAGGGCGUGGGCGGGAGGCCGCAGGGGCGCCUCGAGAGUGAGGGCUCGCUCCAAGACGUGGGCGGGAGGCCGGAGGGCGAUGGCCAGUCCUUGACGGGGGGGGGGCCUGGACCUGCUCCGCUCCGCAGGCCCAGCCUUGCAGGCACCGGCGCGCGAGGAGCGGCUCGAAGCGGGGCAUGAAAGCUGGCACGCGUGCAGAUCUUCGGAGCUCCGCGCGGGCUUCUCGGGUCGGCGCUGGCUUCCCUCGGUCGGCGCUGCCCAGCGCCGCCCCGCGAGCUCCGCGCGGGCCUUCAACAUAAUGAUGCGUACCUGCUUGUGUUUUUUUAUGCGGUCGGGAGCUUUGGCUGCGCGUGUCGCGCCGCUGGGCCCUGGCCCGCCCCGCUCUGGCGCGACCCGCCAUCCACGGCCCGGUCUCCAGGCGCGUCCCGAGCCUUUCCAUCCUCCCGCCCCGCCGAGCGG
Messenger RNA from Prorocentrum cordatum, 1513 nucleotides. NCBI's taxonomy places the organism in Eukaryota, Dinophyceae, Prorocentrales, Prorocentraceae. The record is from the annotation of a GenBank genome assembly.